Messenger RNA from Trichoplusia ni (cabbage looper), 3493 nucleotides. RefSeq names its product zinc finger protein 497-like. Gene Ontology annotation, cellular component: nucleus. Gene Ontology annotation, biological process: regulation of transcription by RNA polymerase II. The record is from RefSeq and is a predicted model, not a curated record. The transcript is spliced from 2 exons. Lineage: Eukaryota; Metazoa; Arthropoda; Insecta; Lepidoptera; Noctuidae. Gene Ontology annotation, molecular function: DNA-binding transcription factor activity, RNA polymerase II-specific; zinc ion binding; RNA polymerase II cis-regulatory region sequence-specific DNA binding. Bases 569 to 2299 code for a protein of 576 amino acids.
AACAAGGCUCUUUUCGUGUGUUAUUAUCGAUAUCUUAUGAAACAUUUUGAUUGGAGCAUUUUAACAAUUAUAUCAAUAUGACCAAUCAUGUGUAUAUUUUUCAAAGUAUCUCAAAGAGAAAACAAUUUAAAUAUUCUGCCAAAGAAGCGCGGUUUUGAUGCUAACAUUGAUUCAAAUUCAAAUUUUUAUUUACUAAAUUUUAUCAGCAUCGGAAACGAAUAUGUUAGCAUAAUUUUGCAUAAAAAUGUUUCUACAUACUAACGCGCUUAUAAGUAUAUGGAUCUUUUGAGUUGAGUGCUAUGACGAAAAGUACCUACAGCAAGUAUUGCGAGACAUUCCGCUAGCGCAGCCCUGGCGGACAUCGCCCCAGUUGCCCCUUCGGAUCGAGCGGUUGCGUAGUCACGACUCACGGCCAUAGUCUCUGGGGCCUGAGCCCUAUGAUUUUUAUCAAUCUUGUGUUCCUAAAGUGAAUUUAAAAAUAAAAACAAUAUAAAGUCGAUAUCCUGUCAUAUGUGUUAUCUUUGAUACAUGUCGAGUAGUUCUAGUUACAUGUCGAGUAGUGCACAAAAUGGAAGAUUCCUUUAUUAUCGCUAACUUCCACACGCUAUGUCGACUGUGCCUGAACAAGAGUACGUUUACGACAUCAAUAUUCGCAGCUGCGCCGGACGAUGAAACUAAUGUUUCUUUAACCUCUAAACUAGCAGAGUGUUUCGAACUGCAGAUUGAUCCUAAUGAUGGGCUGCCAGGCAAAAUCUGUUAUAAGUGUUUGUUCAAAGUGGAUAAAUGUUCUAAGUUUAAACUGCAGUGCAUUCAAAAUGAAACCAGGCUGAGGCAGAUAACAAACCAUGUAAAUGAACUGGACAACUCCAAUUCUUCGGAAGUAAGCAAUUACAACAGCUAUAGUUCUCAAGAUGGUCCAAAGCCGAAACCUGAAGAUUUUAUUGUUGAAGAUAGUGUUGUGAUGGUUGUGGAUCCAAGCCUUGACUAUGACUCAUCUGAAGAGUCUGAAAACAUGGAGCCUGCUGAGCAAGAAGUGAUAGAAAGAGAUCACACCCCAGAGGGAGAGCCUAUGACUGAAUCGUUUUUUAAAAAUGUGUUCAUGUGUCAAUUCUGUGAUCAAGCCUUUAUUUCUCAAGAAAAAUGUAAAGAACAUGAGGUAAAUUUCCAUGAUCCCAAUUUACCAUACAAAUGUGUUGAAUGCAGUCUAGUAUUUGCUGAGCGAAGUCAAUAUGUGCAGCACACCAAACAAGUACAUGGCAAUGAUAAGCCUUACCACUGCCCUGAAUGUGACAAAUGUUUUGGAAGGCGCUCUGAUCUAAGGAAACACUCAAUUGUUCAUACUGGGAUACGGCCUUAUCAAUGCCAAUAUUGUUUGAAAAGCUUUUCCAGAAAUACUAACUUAAGUAAACAUCUUCGUAUUCAUGCUGGACAUAAGCCCCAUGUGUGUCCUUUAUGUCCAAGAAGUUUUGUGGCUAAAGGGGAUUUGCAGCGCCAUGUGCUUGUACAUUCAGGCAUGAAGCCUUAUGCCUGUCGGAAAUGUCCUUUAACAUUUGGAAGGAGAGAUAAACUUAUUAAACAUGAAAUGAGACAUGGUCCUAUGAGUCCACAACACAAGAAUAAUGAUUAUGAUAAUGAACAUGACUCUCAUGAUAUGGUGGUAAAUGUAAAUCCUUUCAGUAAUCUUAUGACCUCCCCAACACAGCUCCAUCCUGAUUCAUCCAACACAGAUUAUGAUCUACCAAGAGUGCCUGACCACAUAUCUGGAGAAAGCACAUUUAUGAAAGUACAGAAAAAUUCUGCCUUGAACAAAAACUCAAACAAUUCCCCACCAAAACCAAAACCUGUGGCAAAUAAAAACAGACCAAAGAACAUUAAAUGCCACCAGUGCCCUAAGAGGUUUAGCUCCUUAGACUCUUACAAAACUCAUGUAUCUAUUGCUCACAUUGGUUCCCGAGUCUUCCAAUGCAAAAUAUGCUUCAAAAAGUUUCCUAGGAAAAGGGAGCUGGACAGACAUGCAGCUCUUCAUUCCGGUAUGAAACCAUUCUCUUGUAGUCAAUGUGAUAAGAAAUUCACUAAAAAGGACAAACUUGACAAACAUGAACAAUCUCAUGAAUGCCUGGUUGUGAAUAUGCCUUGCAUAGAGUGUGGUGCCACUUUUGAGAAAAAAGCUGAUUUAGUAGCACACAUAAAAUCUCAUUUUUCUGAAAAUUUUGAUGACAAGAUACCUGAAUCUGAAAUUAAGAAGGAAGAAGACCCUGAAUUUCACUUGGAUGAAAAUUUUUAUGACCUGGAAACCUGAGACAUUGAUCUGCUCAUGGAAAUAAUAUCAGAAAAGUAAAUAAAAUAGUCUGUGGCACUACAGUGUUAUUUCAUGUUUACUAGCUUAUUGUACUUAAAGUUGUGGACAAUGUUAUGAAUGAAAAGGUGUUUUUUACAUUGAUGACUGAUGAUGCGUUUGUUACUUGUAGAUUGUGGUUAAUAAUAAUAGCUGUAUUUUAAUUGUUAUAUUUGAUUUUAGUGAAGUCAGAAUCCGUAUGUUAAAUGUUAAAGUCUGGCUAUUUAAUUAGAAUCAUAUACUGUGUAAAUUGUUUAUAUAAUCUGACAUUCUCAUAUUGAGGAAUAUUUUAACCAAAAAUGUUGUUUUAAUUUUGUGUAUAUUAUAAUAUCACGCUAUUAUGUGAAAUCUUAGCUUAAAUAAAAAUUUACCCAAAAAAUAAUGUAUUCAACUGUAGUUGCAUGUUCUCUUAUCAAGAAACAUGCAACAGUAAAUAUUGUUCUCUUUUUAAAUAUCAGGUCAUUUAAGGACUGUAUUUUAAUUAUACAUACAAUUGUAAAUUAAUAAGUAGAUCUGAAAAUAUGAUAAUUAUAGCUGCCUGUGCAGGCUAAUUGGUGAAACGAUUAUUGAUCCAAAGAAUAUAAUAAUAACCCUAUGUAAUUAUGUCUAGUAUUUAUGCUGAUAGUGUUAGUAUUAUAAUGCCUGUAUUACUGUGGGUAAUCAAGUAAAAGCACAAACAUCGUCUGAAGUGGGGAUUUAGACAUUUAUAUGAAAUGUUUUCAUACAUUUUGUCUCAGCACUUAGCAGUAUGUAAGUUAUAUGCUAUCAAUAGGAAAUCUGUCCAUAUUUAUAGUAAUGUUCUUUGGAAUUUUCUUCCUCAAUUUCUUAAAAAAAAGUAGCAUUGCAUUUAUUAAGGAUAAAAUUUCAACACAGCAGGUGUAUAGCGAUCAACUGAUUAAAAUUUUCAAUUUCGGAAGGUACCUUGAAAAAUAUUUUAAAAUUUCGACUUUCAUUGCAUUUCCUCGGAAAGUUACUAGUUGUAAUUAAAUUAUUUCUAUAAAUUUCUUGAUAAUAUAAUUGCACCAAAAUCACUCAAUUUUAUACAACCGACCUGCAUUAUGAAUCUAAAGUCUUAUUCUGAUCAUACUAAUUGCAAUUAUUCAGUAAUAUGCAAAUAAAAGUAUGUAAAUAUUUAUCUGCAUUAAAUGUUGUGCACUA